AUGGAGGCUUUCUACGGCACAUGGAAUCAGGUGGACUGCACUAACUUUGAUGAGUAUUUGGAGAGAAUUGGUGUAAGUCCUUCUUUAAGAAAAAAAGCCAAGACACCACUAGCAAUGGAUAUCUGCCAAGAUGGAGAAAAAGUUGGGGUGAAUAUCAAGAGCCCUCACAAGAAACAUCAGCUCCUUGUAAAACUGGAAGAGGAGUUUGACGAGAUCACCCCUGAUAAAAGAGUUGCCAGAACCACUUUCAGAAUGGAAGGAAACAAAUUGGUGCAAGUGCAGAAGUGGGAUGGAAAAGAGAUGAGAAUGGAGUAUGAAAUCAAGGAUGGAAAGAUAGUGAUGAAAAGUCACCACCUGUUCUUCGAGAGUCCUCUGUUCUUGUGGAGAUGCAUCUUCAGCAAUACCUUCUCCUGA
This is a messenger RNA of Nematolebias whitei (Rio pearlfish), 414 nucleotides long. RefSeq names its product fatty acid-binding protein, brain-like. Gene Ontology annotation, cellular component: nucleus; cytosol. The record is from RefSeq and is a predicted model, not a curated record. Gene Ontology annotation, molecular function: fatty acid binding. The transcript has 4 exons. Gene Ontology annotation, biological process: fatty acid transport. The coding region runs from base 1 to 414 and encodes 137 amino acids. NCBI's taxonomy places the organism in Eukaryota, Metazoa, Chordata, Actinopteri, Cyprinodontiformes, Rivulidae.